Molecule: messenger RNA, 342 nt
Organism: Danaus chrysippus (African queen)
Lineage: Eukaryota; Metazoa; Arthropoda; Insecta; Lepidoptera; Nymphalidae
Source: the annotation of a GenBank genome assembly
AUGCCAACGACUGCAUCCUACACUUUCAUGCGCACCAUCGAAGGCAUCGGAACCGGCGGAGCUAUCAUUACUUCAUACGUUCUUUGCAUCGAGUUUAUUGGAACAAGAUAUAGAGAAAUAGUGACAGCACUGUUCAACAUCCCGGUCAACAUAGGUCACAUGACUUUGCCACUCAUUUCAUACUUACUGCCGCAUUGUGACCAAUUCCAAUUGACAAUUUCAAUUCCGAUGUUCUUCUAUGUAUUCCUUCCAUGGAUGGUUAUGGAAUCGCCGAAAUGGUUACUGGAUAGCGGUCGACAUGACAGAGCUAUAUUUGUUAUGGAAAAUGUAGCCAAAUUGUAA